Purpureocillium lilacinum is the source of this 645-nucleotide messenger RNA. RefSeq lists its product as uncharacterized. The record is from RefSeq and is a predicted model, not a curated record. Lineage: Eukaryota; Fungi; Ascomycota; Sordariomycetes; Hypocreales; Ophiocordycipitaceae.
AUGGGCGUCCCCUCAUCACUGUCUCCGGCCUCUGUUGCCGAGUACAUUAUAGGUGUCCUCGAAGCCUCGGAAAAUACCCCAUAUAUCGGCGAACCCAUUUCCCAGCUGCAACACUCCCUCCAGGCGGCCAACCAAGCCGCGGUCGCCUCGCCGCCUGUCGAUGAGGCAACCCAAGUUGCGGCCCUACUCCACGAUAUUGGACAGUUUGCACCCGCGAAGGACCUGUGGUCCCUGACCGGCGGUCGAGCGCAGAAUCUUGGCGGGCAGUCAACAACUAGCAGCGUCGGCAGAGUCGGUCACGAGACACUCGGGGCCAAGUUCCUGCUGGCGCUAGGCUUCGAGCCAAAGGUGGCUCGGCUGGUCGAGUCGCACGUUGCUGCGAAGCGAUACCUUUGCGCGGUGGACGAUGAGUACUACAGCAAGCUGUCGGACGCGAGCAAGAAGAGCUUGGCCUAUCAAGGUGGUCCCAUGAGCGGAUCGGAGAGGGACGAGUUCGGAUCUGGUGCCUGGUGCCGUGAAAUGUGCCAGCUUCGCGUGUGGGAUGACGAAGCCAAGGUCGAAGGGUUGGGAGUACGGAGUUUGGAGAGCUGGAGGUCAGCCAUCGAGAGACAGGUCACAGCGAGUUUGUCGGUGGAAGCAGUUUAG